Messenger RNA from Neolamprologus brichardi, 1919 nucleotides. The record is from RefSeq and is a predicted model, not a curated record. Lineage: Eukaryota; Metazoa; Chordata; Actinopteri; Cichliformes; Cichlidae.
GCUGAUUGGUGAACAAGUCGAAUAACCACUUCCUAUUGGUUUACUGUAGUGACAUCAUCGCGCACUUAUUUGAAUGACGGAAGGAGCAUAUUUUCUGUGUGAGAUGUCUAAAAAUUAGCCAAGUGUACAUCAACAGCUGGUAACUUAUACUAAAUUAACCAGCCUUCUUUGUUCACUACGGUAAUAUUUGCUAAGCUAACGUUCAGGGCUAACGCUAACUUGUUAGCUAGUGCUGCUAACACAGUCUGUGCCUGUUUGCUCGAUUAAUAUUUUUAAGUGGACGUUUAUUUAUCGACUUUUUACAGGAAAUACUUACAGUAAGGACUUAAUUUAACCACUUUAGGAAGUCUAAGGUGAAUGAACGUGAAUGGCUGAUUAAAGAAUACGUUAAACGAAGGUUACUGAGUUGUGUUGAGACGCCAAAAGAAGAGCUGAAGCCCUUUGGACACUUGUUGAUCUCUUUCUGCAGACUGAACCGAUGAAACAGCAGGAACAAGUGGAGUGGGAUGACGUGAACAAACGUUUACAACAUCAUGGCUUUAAACCGGUGUUUUUUGCAGAUCCCGCUGAGAAUAAGAGUCCUGCAGAUUUGGUCCUUCUGGACAAGAAGUCGGCUGCUGAGCUGAGGACAACUCUGAGGGUGAUGCUCACAGACUCAGAGAGAAGGCAGGCCCUGAUCCAGGAGCUUGUCAUGUCCAACAACCAGCUCAAACGGUGUGAGAUUCUAGAGCAGAAGCUGUCGAAACAGAAAGAGGAGGCGACCCAGCUUCAGAGGAAACUCCAUUUCAUCACCAAAAAAGAAGAGCAGCGAUUGGCUUUGCAGCGUCAAGCCUCCCAGCAGAGGUCUCCUGCAGGUCAACAAGCCAGCUUCCUGUGGAGCUCGCCAAAACAAGACGGCACAGCUGAGAUGAGCGAGCUCGUCAGUGACCCAGCCAGGGAAGCCAGGCUGUGUGUCUACUAUCAUCACCUGUUGAGUGAGAUUAGUGCAGUUGUCACUGAUCAUAAAGGUGCUUUGAGAGUGCACCGACCGGACUUCCAGGAUGUCCUGUCUACACUGAAAGUGUGGGCGGAGCAGCUCGACCUGCUGAAGGGUCUUCAGUGCAGUUUAAAAGAGCUGUCUGUCAGACUAAUGCCCUUACAACCAUGUGAUGGUGGUGAUAACACUGACGAAGCAGCGGAGGUUGGAGACAUGUUGCUGCUUGUAGACGCCAUGCUGGAAAACGCCUCGGCUGAUGAUAAGAUGGGGCAGACUGACAAAAAUGAAUAUUUGUGUAACUGUAUCGUCAACUUUGUUUUUGUGUGGAGAGUCUUCCAUGUUACACUGAGUGUGGAUUACUGUCAUUCAGCAUCAUUCAGCAUGCUAACAGGGCUGUCUGUGGUUUUGUCAGACGGGGCUGUUUCUCCUGCUGAGGUUGUGAAACACGUGUCCAGACUGGUGUCCUCCAUUGAAAGCAUGGCGAGGUUCCCUGAGCUGCUGGGAGACAUUGAUAUCGACAGCAUCAUCAUGAAGGUGAAGCAGCACGAGGAGUUCUUCCCUGCUUUCCACGCCCUGGUUACAGCAAUCUUACAGACUCUAGGAGUGAGCCACCUAGACGACAUCCUGCCAGCUCUGAAGGCUUUGACAGGAACAGCACAGUGACCUGGAUCAGUCAAACCUCUAUUUUAUAAGCUGCCCUGAAAGCAUGGCUGAUGCUGUUUUCACUCUGUGUGGAUGAUGCCAACACAUUUUUACACUUUUGAUACUUUACCAUUGUAAACCUGGCAGGAGUAGAUGAGUUAAAGGCACGACGUGAUGGUGCCGUAGGAGGUGUGGUCUCUGCAAAUCAUGUCAGUGCUGUCAGCACUUGUGUUUGACAUCUGUGCACAGCUGUAACAAAAGCAGGUCACAAAUAUGGGAGGAAUAAAGCAUUUGUCAGCAG